Plasmodium vinckei vinckei is the source of this 2565-nucleotide messenger RNA. Its product is annotated as ubiquitin carboxyl-terminal hydrolase 13, putative. Gene Ontology annotation, molecular function: protein binding; cysteine-type endopeptidase activity; zinc ion binding. The record is from RefSeq and is a predicted model, not a curated record. Gene Ontology annotation, biological process: protein deubiquitination. The transcript is spliced from 4 exons. Bases 1 to 2565 code for a protein of 854 amino acids. Lineage: Eukaryota; Apicomplexa; Aconoidasida; Haemosporida; Plasmodiidae. Gene Ontology annotation, cellular component: nucleus; cytosol.
AUGGCUGAUACUAAAAAUAUCAUAUCUCUAAUUUCUAGUACUAUAAAAGAGCCAACCAUAGAUGAUGUAAUUUAUUUAGGAGAAUGUAGUAUAACGGGCCAUAAGGACAUAUUUGAAGACGGUGUUUUUAUUGAUUUGAUAUCCUUCGAAAGUUUUAGUUUAAAAAAUUUGAAAGUGAAUGGUACUCGGACAAAUAACUCAGCGACAAUAGAUGAACAUAGAUUUUAUUUAAAUAUAAGAAAGAAAAAAAAAGUGUUAGAAAAUGUUGAAGAAAAAGAAAUAAAAAACUUAAGCAUUAAUGCAGAAGGUGGGUUUAUUGAUAAUAAAGUUUAUGAAUAUGAAUAUGAUUAUUCUGUUUAUGAUAUAAAAACAAAUAUAUAUAUAAAAUUAAGUGAAUUAGAUCAAAAUGUAAUAAGCAUAUGUAAUAAUAUAAUAAACCAUAAAAAUGAAAUAAAAAAAGAUAAUAUAAAUAAAUGGGUUGAUGAAAUAAAAGAAAGUAAAUAUUCAAAAAAUUUAAUACAAUUACCUAAUAUAAAAAUUAAAAAUGAAAAUAUUGAAUGUGCAGUAUGUAAAUCAAAAAAAAAUCUAUGGCUAAAUUUAUCUGAUGGCUAUAUUGGAUGUGGAAGAAAAAUAUAUAACUAUGGAGGUGGAUGUUUAAACAAUGAAGAAGGUGCUGCUUUAAAACAUUUUUAUGAAACCGGAAAAAAAUAUCCUUUAGUUGUUAAAAUAGGAACUAUAACUAAAGACGGAAAUGCUGAUGUUUUUUCAUAUGCUGAUGAUGAAAAUGAUAGUGUAAUAGAUCCAUAUAUUGCUACUCAUUUAAAUAAUCUAGGUAUAAAUAUAAUGAAUUUAGAAAAAACUGAAAUUACUACUUUAGAAAAAGAAAUACAAGAAAAUAAAAAUAUUAAUUUUUCAUCAAUAUUGGAUAAAGGAAUAGAACCUAUUUGUGAACAAGGAAAAAUUGGACUUAGAAACUUAGGCAAUACAUGUUAUAUGAAUUGUGCAUUACAAGUUUUACUAUCCAUAAAAAGUAUAAGUUUAAAAUAUAUAAAUAAUUUAGAUAACUUUUUAUCAACCUUAGAUAGAAAUAAUAAAACACAUGAUGACUUAUUUUUACAAUACUCUAAACUUUGUUAUAUGGCUUAUCAAGAAGAUUAUAUUAAAAAUAAAAAAAAAUAUGUUAAACAAUUUAAACAAGAAUGUCAAAAUAAAAAUAUUAAAAUUAAUUAUGACAGUGAUAUUGAUGAAGAAAAUUCGGUUAGUAUUGAUCCAAGUAUGUUUAGAAACUGUGUCAACAAAAAGGGAAACAACCCUUUUUGUAAUAACAGUCAACAAGAUAUAUAUGAAUAUCUAUCUUACAUAAUAAAUGAAUUGAUAGAUAAUGAAAAUAAAAUAUUCGAUAGAUUAUCAAAUUGUACCACAAACAUAAUUACAGAAACAAAUAAAAGAAAACAUGCAGAAAUAGAUAAUGCUGAAAAAAAUUCAAACCCUUAUUUUCCUUUUGAUGCAGAUACUAUUUCAAAUAUAGAUAAGUCUAUUUUUAAUUAUUUCACUUUUGAAAUCGAACAAACAAUACAAAGUGAAAUAGGAAAUAAAAGUGUAAGCUCUUUUCAAAAUAUUAUAUUGUCUUUAGAUAUACCAGUUGAUAGUUCAGUGUUAAAAAAAUUGGAAACAGAACAAAAUGAACCUGAUAAAACUACAGGAACAGAAAAUAUUAAAAUUUCUUUAAUGGAUUGCUUAAAAAAUUAUAUAAAAAAAGAUAACAUAAAUGAUUAUUACUCAGAAAUAGAAAAUAAAAAAGUACAUGCCCAAAAAGAUAUGAAGUUUAAAUCUUUUUCACCAUAUCUUUUUAUCCAUCUUAAACGAUUUUAUGCUGAUGAAAAUUGGUGUGCUAAAAAAAUUAACAUACCUAUUGAAGCUCAUGAUAAAAUAAAUUUAGAAUUUAUGAGAGCUGAGAAAAAUAAUAAUGUAGAUACAAAUACUAAUACCACAUGUAACAAUGAAAAUAGUGAACAAAAUAUUCUUGAAAAAUAUAAAGAUGUUGUUGAUUCUUUAUUAGAUUUAGGUUUUGAAAAAGAUAAAAUAAUUGAAUCAAUUAAAAAAGUAAAAAUAAAAAAUGUAAAUAAUUGUAUAUCUUAUAUAUAUGGUGAAGGUUCCGUCGAAUUAGAUACUACACAAUCAAGUAAUAAAAAUACCGAAGUUAAUCAAAAUAAUUUAGAUUCUAUUAUUUCAAUGGGAAUAAGUAAAGAAGUAGCUAUGGCUUCUCUUUUAAUAAAUAAAAAUGAUCUACAAAAAUCAAUUGAUUAUAUUUUUUCAAAUAUGGAUAUACUCACAGAGAAUAAAUGCAAUGCGAUUAUAAACAGCAACAAAUGUGAUGAUGGUUUGGCAAACUACGAAUUGGUAGCAUCAAUUGUACACAUAGGAAAUAAUGCAAACUCAGGUCACUACAUAUGCUAUAUCAAGGAUAAUUCAAAGUGGUACGUAUUUAAUGAUAAUAAGGUCGGUUUGUGCAAUGAAAAUUUGGGAAAGGAUACAGCAUACAUACAUUUAUACAAAAGGAUAUAA